AUGUCCCUCCGGCGCCUGCUCUGUGCUGCGGCCUCCCGGCGGCCGGCUCCCGUGAGAUGCAGACGAGGCAGCCCCCUGCACACGGCCCCGGCGGCCUGUUCGGACAGGAGUGCCCCCGUGUUCAGCCGGGCCCUGGCCUUCGGGGACCGGAUUGCCCUCGUUGACCAGCACGGCCGCCACACGUACAAGGACCUCUACCACCACAGCCUCCGCCUGUCCCGGGAGCUGUGCCGGCUCCUCGGGUGUGCCGGCGGGGACCUCCAGGAGGAGAGGGUCUCCUUCAUGUGCUCCAAUGACGUCUCCUACGUGGUCGCGCAGUGGGCCUCGUGGAUGAGCGGGGGCGUCGCUGUCCCCCUCUACAGGAAGCACCCGCAGGCCGAGCUGGAGUAUGUCAUCCGGGACUCCCGGAGCGCCGUGGUCCUUGCUGGCCGGGAGUACGUGGAGCUGCUGGGCCCGGUGGUCGGGAGGCUGGGGGUCCCACUGCUGCCCCUCCCGCCCACGGUCUACGGUGCGGCGGCCGAGGCGCCCGGGGAAUGGCGGGUGCCGGAGCAGAACUGGAGAGACCGAGGCGCCAUGAUCAUCUACACCAGCGGGACCACAGGGAGGCCCAAGGGCGUCCUGAGCACUCAUCACAACAUCAGGGCCAUGGUGACGGGGCUGGUCCACAAGUGGGCAUGGACUAAGGACGACGUGAUCCUCCACAGUCUCCCGCUCCACCACGUGCACGGCGUGGUCAACAAGCUGCUGUGUCCCCUCUGGGUGGGCGCCACCUGUGUGAUGCUGCCCGAGUUCAGCGCAGAGCUGGUUUGGGAAAAGCUCUUAAGUUCUGAAGCUCCACGAAUUAACGUAUUUAUGGCAGUGCCUACAAUAUAUGCCAAGUUGAUGGAUUAUUAUGACAAACAUUUCACUCAGCCUCACGUCCAGGAUUUUGUACGUGCGGUCUGUGAGGAGAAAAUUAGACACAGCCCAGCGUCCUUCGGCUGGCGAAGCAGUAGCAAACAGUGGCCGGUGCGCACCGCGGAAUUCCGCUCGGCGCCGGAAAGGACAUGUGUCCAUGUGGACGCCACACCCCGUGAAGGGACCCAAAAGGCCAUGUCCUGUUCCGUGGGGACCCCGCUGCCAGGUGUGGAGGUACGCAUUGUCUCAGAAAACCCCAAGAAGGAGGGCUAUCCCUACGUGCUCCACGCGGAAGGAAAUGAGAAGGAGACAAAGGGAAGCGGGGAGUGUAAGCACACGUGUACCCACCGUGUCCGUGAGAGCAGCAGCUCGCUGUGGGAGCGCCGGGGGCCAGAGACCCAGGCAAAGAGGGAGCCCCUCACACGGGGCUGCCUGGGCAGAGGGAGCGAUCCUCUGGGGGGCACGGCUCUGGAGAGGACCCCUGUGUACCCCAAUGCCCGCCAGGGCCCCUCUGUCGCCCUGCUGCUGAGUCGCCGUAUUGUCGGUCCCCGGAUGCUGGCGAGCGUCAUACUGCCCAGUGCUGCCCAAGAGAGGACCGCCGGGGGAAGCGGGAUGGGGGACCACGAAGUCGGGGUGGGGGAGCAGGAGAACUUUCUGCUGCCAGAGACCCCGUGUGACUGUGCACAGCCCAGGAGACCCCACAGACGAAAGGCAGCUGCGGCGGGACUGGCCGCGCCGGGACCCGGCUGGGACCAGGACCCCGCGGUGGGAUGGCCGAGGCAGCUGGGCCUCGCUGCCUCUGUUGUCACGGGCCUGAGAAGGGGCAGCAAGAGACCGAGCUGGGUGGAGAGGGCACCAGCCACCGUGCCUCUGAGCCCUGGUCUCUACGGGCGGGUGGUCUCCAUCAGCCCUUCUGGGACACUGCUGUCUAAGUGGGGACCUCAGGCUGAGGUCACAGCCGUUGGAACUCGGGCUUUGCCGCCUUGCCCUGAGACCCCGCAUCCACCACCGUCCCACGGGGUCACCACGUGGCGGGGAGGGGGGGGAGACACAGCUGUGUUCAAGGACGGCAGGUACUGGAUCCGGGGUCGCACGUCCGUAGACGUCAUCAAGAGCGGCGGCUACAAGAUCAGCGCCCUGGAGGUGGAGCGGCUCCUGCUGGCGCACCCCAGCAUCACAGAUGUGGCUGUGAUUGGAGUUCCAGACAUGACAUGGGGCCAGCGGGUCACCGCAGUGGUGACCCUUCAGGAGGGACACUCACUGUCCCACAGGGAGCUCAAAGAAUGGGCAAGGCUGCUGGGCUGGAAACCCCAGAACAUUCCAGACUCUUCCUCCUGCACCUCCUAUACUCGGCAUCCCCGAGCUGGCACGCACCUCCCGUCAGCCCUCAGGGGCCGACCCGACCUGGGCACCUGGCUUAUUCCCGGCACCUUCCUCGGUUAG
This is a messenger RNA of Puma concolor (puma), 2340 nucleotides long. The record is from RefSeq and is a predicted model, not a curated record. Lineage: Eukaryota; Metazoa; Chordata; Mammalia; Carnivora; Felidae.